Messenger RNA from Porites lobata, 3283 nucleotides. Lineage: Eukaryota; Metazoa; Cnidaria; Anthozoa; Scleractinia; Poritidae. The record is from the annotation of a GenBank genome assembly.
AUGCAUGUAAAUUUUCUCCAUCCUUACUUUGAAUCAAGGGUGGAUUGCGACGUAGUUACCUCUGACGGAUACUGUGCCAGCAAUCUUAUUAGUCUGGAUUUCAGAGAACGUUCUCGAGGGUUUUUAGCCGCUCAUUUCAUCAAGCCUCCAGCAAUCUUACUCUUCCAACUUCCUUUUCCAGUUCACGUGGAGUCCAUGGUGAUUAAACCCAAAGUGGGCUCACAGAUUUCAUCAGGCAUAGCCAUUCUGGUGGCAGGAAUUGCAAAUAAACAUUCCUCUACAAGAAAAAGAGACCAGAGAACAGCGCCCUCGUCUCUCAGUAAGAAGAAAAGCAAAAACCCUGGCAUCCUUCUGGCUGACUCUAACAAGGUAGAAUCAGGAGCCAGUGGGCUCCUGGCAGAAUAUAAACUUGUUUCACCCACACCCCCUAUGCUGAUGAGAUCCUAAGGAAGAAGUUAUCCCAUCAGCAAAAAACGACGAAGUCUUUCUUGCAGAUGCAAUACUUUUUUACACUGUUUACAAAAAAUCAAAUUAUUUACUGACACUCUCAGAACUGACUUUUGCAGCCCUCUCAGAAAAUCACAUCAAUGAAAGAGCUGGUGAGGGGGUGGGUGGGGAGGAGAUUAAAUGCAGUCAAUCCUGUAUAUAACGGCCCUGUAUAUAGUGGUCACACUGUAUAUUACGGUCACCGGACAACUUCCCAAAAUUUUCAGUUGCUUCAUAUUUUCUGCAAAGUUGACCUGUAUAUAACAGUCACCUUGCUAUUUCCCAAGAGCGACCAUUGCACAAGGGUUUGACUGUAUUAAAUGGAGUAUGAAAGAGUACAACAGAAUUUGGGCAGCACUGGUGUAGUUCUAAUUUACUAAGCCAACUCUAAAAGGAGAUGAUACAAACAUAUUAGCGUGAUUAAUUAUUGUUUGCACAACCAGUACUCGGCUGCCAGACAGCAUUUUUGUUAAGCCCUGUUUGGUUUGGGGCUCAGGGUGAGAUGACAAAAAAUGCUUGCCCUUAGGGGAAGCGCUUGGCGAAGUUCAUUGGCCCAAUGCAGUCACAGAGCUGGCCUCCCGGGUGGUGGUGGUGGGGGGAGGGGUGGGGGGUACUCUGGUGUUAAAUUGAGAGGGAUGAUCACGUAAACAUCUGCUUAAACUUUUGACUAACAUUUACUUUUUUUUGGGUAAUGUUGCUUGCUCCUUGGGCACUUAACUUGUAAUAAAAAUUGUUAACCCAGGAACUUGCUUCACUCACCAGCCCUGGGUUAAUAAACAGCACCUUUGCCCUGGGGUUGGGCAUUGGAGGGAACAAUUCUUUGUACUAUUUUCAACUGAACAUCAGAAAUUUGUCUUUUAUUAUUUCCUUUCAGGCAGAAGCUAAGAACCAAACAUCAACUGCAUCCAGCUGUUCGAGAACAGAUGCAUCCAUUUUUAACCACAGUUAUGAGAUUGAGGUGACACCCAGUACAGUGAAAAAUGACCACUCACACUUGUUUACUCAAGUUGCUUGGCUGAGUGAUGGCAAAGGCAAAACUUUCCAUCUUUAUAACACAAUGUUCCAGGAGAGAAGUCCAAUCCAGGGAUUGCAACAUGCAGGGAUGUGGGAUGUUGAGCAGAAGGAGUUUCAACGGCUUUACUGUCUGCAUAAUGUUACUCAUGUGGCAGUAAAGAUUGCAAGACUCUGUGGGUCUUCUGUGCCUGCGAUUGGAAGAGUCGAAAUAUGGGGGCAACCAUCAGCUCAUUGCAAGCCAGAAAUUUUGGAAUAUGCUUUAAGUAUUCAGGAAAAAACCUAUUCUGGAGUCAAUAUAAAGGCUGGUUGUUUCAGUGAGAAACAAGACAAAACUGGGGAGGGAGGUAAACUUAAGUCUGUGUUAGAGCAUCACAGUGAUUCAAUCCCAGAAGAAUUCAUUGAUCCAAUCACAUGUGAAAUUAUGAUAGUACCAUUGUUGUUGCCAUCUGGCCACAAUAUCGAUGCAGAAACUCUUGAAAAGCAUGUCACUGUGGAAAGGACCUGGGGAAGAUUACCAUCUGAUCCAUUUACUGGAAAAGUGUUCUCAGAAGCAUGUAAACCAGUUCCUAACAGUGCACUUAAAGUUAGAAUUGACAAAUUUUUGUUGACAUCCAGUUUACAUACACCUGGUUAUGGGAGAACUGUCGGAAGAGAUACAUGUGUCAGUUUAUCAAAAGAGAGUAAUCCAAACCGUAGCCCCUUCUUGAAAGUGACAGGCAAAGACAGAUCACCAGCAGAACCAUAUAAGAAUGUUGAUCUCAUUGAAGGAAAGGAGGUUAAAAAUGGACAAGAACUACGCACAGAAAAGUUUCCUAAGAACAACUUAAUUUGUGGUCUACAUACAUUAGAAAAUGAAGGUAUGUAUAUGCAGUAAUACAUGUCAAUAAGUCUGUACCGUCCUUUGUGGCUGACAGGCAGGCAGUAUGACUUUAGUUUUCAGGAACUAAUGGGUGUUGUUAAUGAGGUACAUGUGAGGGGCAAUUGAACAAAAUUCAGGUUGCGCAGUUUGUAUUGUAGUCCGCCUAUGCAGUAAGAUCCGUGGAGUUCUUAUUCACACAGUUGGCGCAUUGGCAAAACCAUUUGGCCAAAAUUGGAUUCUUCAUUGGGCUCACUCCCUUGUUUCUCGCAUAUUUCAGCUUUUCCACUUGCUCCUCACUUGUGUGUUACAUUUGCUUCCUCAGUAACUUUGCACUAUAGCAACAGUUGUAUGGAUGUUGGUAGUUCCGUUAAUGACCUUUUUGGUCAGGUUUUUAAACAAAGUUUUCAUAAGUGGCUGCAAAUGGUAGAAUGGGCAGCAGUGACCAGAAAUAAGGUCUAAGGCAUCCAUUUUCUAAAAUUUUAACGUACGGCAGUAAGAUGCCAUAUACAUGUAGGCGGUGGUAGACACAGGUAGUCAGCCAGGUUUUAUUGAAACUACUGCCUUGUGGCAUUCUCAUUAAAUAGCUGGGUUAUAUUUUGAAACAACAAACACUUAUGCUGUUUACUUUGUUUGUGCUUCUUUGAAUGAAGCUCAAACAGGCUCACUGGCUCUCUGGUACCAGCCAGCAAGAAGCAUUUGCUUGUGGCAAGACCAGCACAAAUGUUAGGGCCAAAAUAAUGUCAGGUUUGACCUUUUUUAGAGGCACUUGUUGAACUUGGCCAUGAAGAAGCAGUGUCUAGGAGUCUCGAUUCAGCAGUUCAUCAGAUGCUCCAAGGAUUGCAAGUGUUCACCAGGAAAAAGAAAGAUGAUCAUGAUAAACCGGCGCUCACACAAGCCUCCAUCACACAACCAAGUACUGGUUAG